Molecule: messenger RNA, 216 nt
Organism: Pezoporus occidentalis (night parrot)
Lineage: Eukaryota; Metazoa; Chordata; Aves; Psittaciformes; Psittacidae
Exons: 1
Coding region: 1-216 (71 amino acids)
Source: RefSeq, a predicted model, not a curated record
AUGCGAGACUUCCCCUGGGCAGCAGGAGGCAUACGUCUAGAGAAUGCUGGAGCUGCAGGAGGGAAGCGCCCAGUGCAAAACCAGAGAGGAGCAAAGAGAAAAAAGGCAAGCAGAGAGCCAGCAUUGAGAGAAGCGGGUGGCAGAAAGUGCUGCAACGCUGCCUCUGGCAGCACACUCCCAGAAGAACUUGGCAAGAGCCCAUCUGCAUGCGUGUGA